AUGUCAGUGUCGUAUUUGUCAGGCGACGAUGACAAUGAAUACCUUCAAACACGACUAAAUGCACCUAUGCCAUGGAUCGGCGUAUAUGUGGCUGCAGCUUCAGUAGCUUGCUCGCUUGCAAUGGCGGCCGAUGUUGUCUAUGGAUUCCGUUGCAAAAAGCUUUGGUUUCCAUGCAAAUUCUUCUCUCUCAACGCCACUUCCCUGACGCUGCUAGCUGUAGCACUGAAGCUGCCGGUGGACUUAACCACUAACAUGUGGGCGGUAACGGACCGGUUAGCAAAGGUGAGCAGCCUUGCUUUUAUGUCCACUGCCACCGCCAAUUUCAUGACGUCUCUGGGGUCUAUGGGUGACCAGGACAUUAUAAUGAGUGUUACUGCACUAUUUAUUCUCGUAAUUACAGUCUUCGUUGAUGUGUUCAUCCAAAUUGCUGAAAUGCGUUCUUUCAUUCAUCGCCAUCUGGUUUUCCCUGAAGAAGUAUUGGCUGCUGCUUUUAUGCUUCUCUUGCUGUUUCUGCUGGUUUCUUUAGCCAUAAUGGUUUUAUCCACCAAAAGAUAUCUAGAUGGAAAAUAUCAGGAGAUGCAUAGUGCGGUUUUAAGUCAAGAACUCCGGGACAUGAGGGAAGUUACAACCCAGGGACUGAGAGCCUUAGUGAAAAAGUAUUGGGUAAUGGCACAAACUAGCAACCCUCAAUUUGUUAUCGCCGGAUCUGCAAUCUGUACUGCUUGUGGUGUCAUAUCUGCCGUGGUUUUGCUAAUCACGGCAGAAGCUGAGAUAAGAAUGAUACUGGUACAUAAAAGAUUAGUGCAGACCGCUUCCGUCUAUGGCAACUCAACUACUUGGAUUCUAAUAGUUCAGUCCAUCGGAGUGAUAGUGGGCAGUGUCGCUCCUGUGUUCAGAUGGUGCAGGGCCAUAAAGUUCAGUUGCUCAAGGGAAAACCGUAACAAUUGUUUCUCCAGGGACAAAUUCAAGAUCAGGGAGUAUUGGACUGAAAGGCUUGUGCAGUGGAAAGGGAGCUCGUCUGCUUCAGGAAUCAGGCACCGCAAGUUAAGAAAAUUUGUUCAUGAUGCAAAAGGACUGACUCUUGAUCUGUUGACGAAAGUUCAGAUCUUCAUUAUCCUUUCCAGCAAACUAGUUCUUCUAGUCUCGACCUCUCUGUUAGGUCCAUUUUACUUGUGCUUCCAGCGCAUUAAACAAUUGAGAAUGCAGCGUCGUAUAAACUCACUUCCAAGAGAUGCUGAUCAAUCAGGCGCUGUUGCAGACCUUCGUUUUUAUGCUCUACGACUCGACGGUGAGGUACCGCUGCCUGAUGACACCCUCAGGAGCAUAUCCGAUGAGGUUGAUGAAGUGUUUGAGAUUGGUAGAAGGCAGCGAUCAGACAGUCUAUUACAAUUUCUACGCCAGUCCCACAGCUUCAAUGGGGUGAUUGCUUUUGACAGCAAUCAAGUUCCAAGUCUACAUUAUCGAGAACCACCUAACUGCUGGUCUCUACCGGUGGUGACACUGACAAGCAUUGCAAUCUCGCUGCCCGGAGUUCCAAGGGAGAGUGUCCAUGGGUUAAUAAGCAGUGUCCGCCGAGGACUCAGCUACGCCAAGCUCAUAGAGAAAUGCCUGUACAACAGUGGAGAUUUAGCCAACAUUAGAAAGGCUGCAGAAAUUUGGGCAGAAGUUGAGCUCUACCGCAAAUGGCAGGGCGUGGAUCUGGGCAAGCUAUCUCGUGAAAGCGAGAACUCCAAGAAGUCGCUAGAAAAUCUUGCAACAGUAGCCGUAAAGACUGUGCUGGAUUUCAAGAGGAAGACGGGGGGUUGCCUCAUGAUGAGCAACCCACUUAACUGGCCUGACAACAUUGUUUCUGCUAACUCAAUGUACAGGAUAAGCCAAACUAUUCUAUCGAUUUACAAUCAGAGCGAUCACCACGAUGAUCAGCAGCAAGCAGACGAGCAUUUGUUCCAGCUGUUGUCUGACAUGAUUGCAGACAUACUGUCAGCCUGUCUUACCAAUUUAACUCGUGUUAUAACCAUAAAGUGCCACCGCAGCACCAUAGAAGUAAGGGAGAAAAGUGUCUGUGAGGCGGCUCUUCUUCUGGGUGAAACUGAAGACAUUCUUGAACUGCUUUGGCGGCGUGAACUGCCAAUCAGCUCUAAUUCAGAACAAGCAGCAUACAUUGACGGGUGGCGUUCUAUGAUGGAGCUGGAAAACGGGAUCCAACAGAACGCUUUGUCCAGCAGCGAAAAUGUUCCACCAGAAAAUAGUGGAGACCAUGUCUUCAUCACAAUAAUGGAGGGCUGA
Molecule: messenger RNA, 2286 nt
Organism: Sesamum indicum (sesame)
Lineage: Eukaryota; Viridiplantae; Streptophyta; Magnoliopsida; Lamiales; Pedaliaceae
Source: RefSeq, a predicted model, not a curated record